Messenger RNA from Anopheles merus, 1789 nucleotides. RefSeq lists its product as uncharacterized. Gene Ontology annotation, cellular component: neuron projection membrane. Lineage: Eukaryota; Metazoa; Arthropoda; Insecta; Diptera; Culicidae. Gene Ontology annotation, biological process: synapse organization. The record is from RefSeq and is a predicted model, not a curated record. The transcript is spliced from 5 exons. The annotation marks the transcript as partial.
CAGAAUGAUUGUUUAACAGUUGUUGCAGCAAUCCAAACACGGCUAUUGUAAUUAAAUCCUAUCCGACUGUUUUUGGCACCAUUCCAAUGAAGACCCCACAUAAACUUAUGCUUCUUAACCGAGCAAACAAAAAUAUGUUAUUUUUUUAUAGUGAAGCUUUCAUAUAAACUAUUCAUAAUAAUAGAGUCACUGUUUUAGCCUCCAAGAGCAGUAGCGUGAAUGUGGUUCAUUGCUCGAGAACACCAUGAUGUUUCAAUGUUGUUUAUUUGCUCUAAUGAUAGCACUUUGCGUAUCAUCGCCGGACCAAACAAAGCGAGAAGAUUUUCAGCUGAGCCAUCCAUAUAUCGAUGACAUACACAACACUAGCCAGAUUGAUUUCUCAAUUAAUACUAUUCAAGACCUGAGCAAUUUUGAUCUUGAAUACUCUGGAAUUCCAAUGCUGAAUGUUCAGGAUAUAUACGACGAAAAUAAUGCAUCACAAGAUGACAAAAGUGGUGCUGGUAACGAUCCAAUAAUGACAGCAGGAGAGAUGAGAUACGAUGAUGGUGACAACAGAAAUGUCAUUCUUUACGACAGUUCCGUAAGGAUACUGUCCCCUUUAAACGGUGCAGAAUCUGCGGCCGAAUCCAUUCACGUCAGUGCCCGAACGGAAUUGAACAAGUUAGAAGCAGAACAGGAUACAUUUGAAUCUGUCGGUUCCCAGGGUUUCUUGCAGCACCACUUCGAACCAUCACCGGAUAGCCGGCAGCAACUGGAUGGCACUGAAGUUGUUCAAUUAUCAUCAACAUUGUUGACAAUGGCCACGACUUCAAACAAUGGCAACUCGUCUCCUAAGACUGGCCUCACGGUUCUCACCGUUUUAUCACCAACGGCUGUGGAAGUAUCACUAGAGAAAUCCUCCAAUGUAUCUUUACCCAACGUAUCUACCCAACGAACCAUACAACAUCCCAUGUCCGACGUCCGAUUGGCUGUUAUGGGAUAUAAUAAUAAAGUCGAUGCCAGCAAACCCGUGAAGAUGGAUGCAACUCGCUCAUAUAACGACCAAAUUACAACGACCCAGAAGAAUAGUGAUAUACAACAAUCGAUAGUUGAUGCACACAGGAGAAAUAAUCCCAAGAGUAUUCCCAAUUUCCACCCUACUGCAUUCGACGAUACGAUAGCAACUGUUACAUAUUCUAGUUUGCAACGUCAUAGAACAAUUAAUUCAAUGAAUCUUAAUCCUACCACGCCAUCCAUGGUAGUGAAACCAGUAGGUGAACUUCGAAUGUUGCUGAAAAGCACAGGACCCAUCUUAAACUAUGUAUUCGACCAUCAUCCUCCUUACUACAAAUCAACAUAUUACAAUACUAGGUACGGACCUCACUUUGAAACUGAUAAUGUCACGAAUAUCACAGUGCAGAACGGUGAUACACUUUUUUUAAGUUGUAGAAUCAGCCUCCUGCAAGACAAAACGGUGUCCUGGGUACGACGGAAAAAAGGCGAUACAGCUUUACAGCUGUUGACCGUUGGAAGGCAAACGUAUUCCGGUGAUCCGCGAUACCACAUAGAGUUCCAAUAUCCAAAUAAUUGGCGGCUGAAGAUAUCAAGAGCUCACAAAGAUGAUGAAGGAGUGUACGAGUGUCAGAUAUCAACCCAUCCACCUAAAGUUAUUGUAUACUUUUUAUUUGUUAACGCACCUGAAGUAGCCAUCGUAGACGAAGAAGAUGUGCCAUUAUACGAUAAGUACUACGAAGUUGGAUCGACGAUAAAACUGAUGUGCAAAUUCGACACAUCUCGAUGUUACGGUCUG